CAAACCAACACGCACCACCUAUGAGGAGUGAAGUGGAAACAAAGCUUUCUUCAUGGCUGCUUCAAAAUUGCUUAUCCCCUCUCUCAGCCACUACCGCUCGUUAACGAGCGCCGCAUCCACCUUUCCAGCUCGCCUACUCCAGCACCCACCGGACCUGGUGAGUUGGGUCAAGAACCAAGGGGGAUUCGUGCACAAGGCGGUAAAGAUAUCACAGGAUGCCACAUACGGUCUCGGACUCGUGGCCACUGCAGAAAUUCCCCAAGGCUCUGACCUUAUUAUCAUCCCUGAGCAUGUUCCCCUGAAGAACUUUGGAGAUGGGGAUCACCCUGUCUUGCUCGAUUUGGCUCGCCAAGUUCCUGAGGAACUGUGGGCAAUGAGAUUAGGUCUGAAGCUUCUGUUUGAAAGAGCAAAAGUUGGAUCCUUUUGGUGGCCAUACAUCAGCAAUCUUCCCGAAACUUAUAGUGUGCCAAUCUUCUUUGCUGGAGAGGAUAUAAAAAACUUGCAGUAUGCUCCUCUUCUUUACCAGGUGAACAAAAGAUGUCGUUUUCUUCUGGAGUUUGAGCAAAAUGUUAAGCAUGCUGUUAAAGAUCUUAAACCAAGUGACCACCCUUUUGGUGGCAAAGAUGUAGAUGCAUCUGCCCUUGGAUGGGCAAUGUCAGCAGUAUCAUCUAGAGCAUUUCGCCUGUAUGGGAAGAAGCUUCCAGAUGAAGCUUACAGUAAUGUAGUAAUGAUGCUUCCUCUAAUUGACAUGUGCAACCAUAGCUUCAAUCCUAAUGCUAAAAUUGUGCAAGAACAGGAUAAGGUCAAUGCAAAAAUGCUAAUAAAGGUUGUGGCAGAAAGGGUAAUCAAACAAAAUGAUCCUCUGAAUCUUAAUUAUGGCUGUCUAAGCAAUGACCUUCUCCUGUUGGAUUAUGGAUUUGUUAUACCAUCAAAUCCCUAUGACUGUAUUGAGCUCAAAUAUGAUGGAGCUCUUAUUGAUGCUGCAAGCAUGGCUGCUGGAAUUUCUUCACCCAACUUUGCUUCACCAGCUCCAUGGCAGCAACAAAUUCUUUCUGAGUUGAACUUAGAUGGGGAAGCUCCAAAUCUCAAGGUAAGCAUAGGAGGUCCAGAUUUGGUAGAUGGACGCCUGUUGGCUGCCUUGAGAGUGCUACUAUCAAGCAAUAUGGAAACAGCGAAGAUGUGCGAUUUGGAUGCACUUAAAUCCUUAUCAGCAGAAGCUCCUCUUGGAAUUGGUAAUGAAAUAGCAUCCCUCCGCACUGUUAUUGCUUUAUGUGUAAUAGCACUGCAACACUUCCCAACAAAGAUAAUGGAUGAUGAGUCACAAUUGGGAAAGGGUGUUUCAGCUUCAACUGAGCUGGCCAUCCAGUUCAGGAUUCAGAAGAAAUGUUUGAUUAUAGAUGUAAUGAGGGAACUCACAAAGAAGGUGCAGUUAUUGUUGGCCAAGGUAACUGAUGCUUCUCGGAGCUAAGUCAUUUUUAGGCACUUUUUCCUUUGUUCUGCGCAGUUUAAUCUGAGUUUAUUAUAAAUCAAUUCAUUUAUAGAUGUUCCACCUUCCCAUCUUCC
Molecule: messenger RNA, 1563 nt
Organism: Rubroshorea leprosula
Lineage: Eukaryota; Viridiplantae; Streptophyta; Magnoliopsida; Malvales; Dipterocarpaceae
Source: the annotation of a GenBank genome assembly